AAGGUAUAUAAAACAAAAUGCGCGAAAUAUCGUAGUAGUUCCAAUACAACUGCGACAAUGAAAGGGUUUCUGUUUUUACUCAGUACUUGCGCUGCUUUAAUCGGUACAACUUAUUCACAAGACUGUACAGAAAGUCAAACAACGGUCAGUGGUACCCUCGCGCCUACCGGUCAGCUAUGUUCUGGACAGUUAAUUUUCGAGGACAACUUCGAGGAGUUCAGUUUGAAGAAGUGGCAACACGAGAAAACACUAUCAGGUGGCGGUAACUGGGAGUUCCAGUACUACCUCAAUAAUCGUACCAACAGUUUCGCCAAAGAUGGAAACUUGCAUAUAAAGCCCACAUAUUUAUCCGAUGACUACGGUGAAUCGUUCUUGUCUUCUGGUACUCUGGAUAUUAACGGAGAUGAUCCUACUGAUGAGUGUACCAAUGGGGCCAAUUAUGGAUGCAGCCGAACAGGCACCGCAGAUAACUACGUCAACCCCAUCAAGAGCGCUAGAAUCCGAACAGUAGAUUCCUUCUCCUUCAAGUACGGUUCUGUAGUGACGCGUGCAAAAAUCCCUAGCGGUGAUUGGUUAUGGCCUGCCAUCUGGCUUAUGCCCCGCUACAAUACCUACGGCACCUGGCCAUCCUCCGGAGAAAUCGACCUUUUGGAAAGCAGAGGCAACAAAAACCUGGUUAGUGCGCAAGGAGUGAACAUUGGGUCUCAACAAAUGGGUAGCACUCUUCACUGGGGACCUGCAGUUGGUUCUAACCAAUACAUGAAGACUCACUGGGAAAAAAACAACGCUUCUGGAUUCGACAGCGACUUCCACGUCUACAAAGUAGUCUGGAACCCCGAUGGGUUCAUUUUCUACGUAGAUAAUGAGGAAAUUGGCUCGGUAUCGCCACCUACUGGAGGUUUUUGGGAGUUAGGAGGGUUUGCACAGACAAAUGUAAACAAUCCUUGGGAAGGAGCUACCAAAAUGGCUCCUUUCGAUCAAGAGUUCUAUUUGAUCAUCAAUUUGGCAGUGGGUGGAGUAAACUAUUUCCCGGAUGAUGCUACGAAUCCUGGAGGAAAACCAUGGUCGAACACCUCGCCUACGUCAGCUAAGGAUUUCUGGGUAGGAAAGAGCCAAUGGGAAUCGACGUGGAGUGGUGAUAAUACUAACUUUAUUAUAGAUUAUAUUCAGGUUUAUGCUUUGUAAAUAAGGAAUUAUGUAAUAGAAUAAAACCUUUUUCAUUAAAAUUUGAUACUUU
This is a messenger RNA of Sitophilus oryzae (rice weevil), 1237 nucleotides long. Its product is annotated as beta-1,3-glucan-binding protein-like. The coding region runs from base 58 to 1185 and encodes 375 amino acids. Gene Ontology annotation, biological process: carbohydrate metabolic process. Gene Ontology annotation, molecular function: hydrolase activity, hydrolyzing O-glycosyl compounds. The transcript is spliced from 2 exons. Lineage: Eukaryota; Metazoa; Arthropoda; Insecta; Coleoptera; Curculionidae. The record is from RefSeq and is a predicted model, not a curated record.